Molecule: messenger RNA, 1736 nt
Organism: Musca domestica (house fly)
Lineage: Eukaryota; Metazoa; Arthropoda; Insecta; Diptera; Muscidae
Exons: 2
Coding region: 421-1611 (396 amino acids)
Molecular function (GO): zinc ion binding; nucleic acid binding
Source: RefSeq, a predicted model, not a curated record
UAUACUGUAUUUUGUAUUGUAUGCAGAGCCUACUGUAAUAUCACUAUAUAGUACUUGUAUGCAGAGCCUACUGUAAUAUUACUGUUUAGUACUCUUACAUUCUUCCAUUCCCUCUCAUUCGUUGUUUAUUAAAUAUCACUCAAUCACUACUAAUGAGUGUAACAGUAGUGAUUGUUGAACCCUAUUCUCUUUUGUAAACAGAAAAUAAACAUAUUACAUUUUGGACUUUGAUCGCAACGGUUGUGUUAUUAUUUUUGUCUAUUUGAAAGACAUUACAUUGGCGACGAGGAAAAAUAAAAAAAAAAAAAUAAAAGUUAGUGUAUAUACACAUAAAAAAAUAUAUGUAAAUACAUAUAAAUCCAUUUUGUGGAAAUUAAUAAUAAUAAUAAAAAAAAAAAACACAACAAAAACAACAAGUAAAUGCCUCCUAAGAUGGAAGAAGCUGCAAAUCAAAGUUUUAAUGUUGCUCCAGUAACAGUGCUUCAAUCGUCGAAUGUGCCGGAAUUCAACCCUAAUGUGGAGUCGUGGAACGUUUGGAAGGAGAGAUUGGACAUUCAUUUUUUUGAAAUUAACUGUUCGGACGAGAACACCAAAAAGUCAAUUUUGUUGAAAUCAAUUGGUGUUGUGCCGUACAGAGUUUUGCAUAGUUUAUGCAGUCCGGAGUCUCCAGUGUCCGUGUCGUAUAAAAAGCUGUGUGAGAUUUUAGAUACACAAUAUACCCCACCAACUAUUGUAUUUAGUGAGCGGAAGAAGUUUCAUUUGUGUAGCAAAGCUGAAAAUGAGUCGGUGGCUGAAUGGUAUGCUCGUGUAAAAACAUUAGCACUCAAUUGCAAGUUUGGUGUCAGCUUGGAUGCAUUUGUACUUAAUCAAUUUGUUAUGGGUUUGCCAAAUUUCAUCUUUGAACGAUUGUGUGAAGAAGAUGAAACCCUAACAGUACAAAGUGCAUUAAGAAAGGCUAUGAUUUUGGAAACGAAGCAUAUGGCAAAGGCAGAGGAGAAAAGUCAAUGCACUGUAAAUUUGGUUAACGGUCAGAAAUAUGCAAAAAAUCACUAUGGUGGUGGUGGCAGAGGCAGCACUGGCAGUGGUAAUAGAGAUGGUGGUAGCAGCAGCAGCAAACGUAACAACAAUAGCAGAGACAGCAAGAGCGGCGGUGGCAAGAAAUAUGCAUGUUCUCAUUGUGGUUGGAGAAAUCAUAGUUCUCAGUCUUGCAAAUAUAAAGAGAGCAGAUGUCAUUCGUGUGGAAAAAUUGGUCAUUUGGCAUCGGUCUGCUAUAGUAGGAAAAAGAGUGUAAAUUAUGUAUCGAAUGAAAUUAAUGACGUUGAGAGUGAUGUUCAUGAAUAUAACAAUGUUUUCGAUUAUUCUAUUUUUAGUGUGGCUGAGAAAGAAAAUGGUGAUGUGUAUUCUCUGGAUGUUGUUGUUGAUGGUGUGGAACUGAAGGCAGUGUGUGAUACAGGUGCACCAUGUACGUUGUUGCCGAUUUCAUUUUUGGAAGAGAACGGAAUUAAGAGAAAAUUGAGAUCGUGUAAAGUGCCAUAUGUAGAUUACAAUGGUGUUAGGCUGAAGUUGGCUGGUGAAUAUGAUGCAAGUGUAACGUAUAAAGGUAUGGAUUAGUGGAUACCCUAGUUAGUGACAAUGGGUCACAGUUCACAUCAUCUGAAUUUCAGACAUUUUUAUCCUUAAAUGGAAUUAAGCACAGUUUAACUGCACCCGGACAUCCAUCCACAAAUGGGCAAGCC